AGACAAUGCGUUAUGACUCGCCCCCUUAGCGGUUCGCACUUCAACGACAGAUCCCUAAUUUCAUAACGAAGCGUGUCUUCCUCUCUUCCGAUACAGCUUUCCUUCUGGGUACAAGAUUGUGUGCCGAAGCUCAUGGGUUUAGAGUUGAAAACGGUUGAAUGAUACAUGAACAAAUCUAAAAUGAACAUUAUGGUAUUUUCAUGGAUAAAAGCGGCCCAAUGUUUACAUGUGGAAAACACAAGUGAUAGCAUACUGGCUUGCACAGUCGACUUGCAAUAAACAUGCUACGUAUUUGGCACGGACUCUAGAUGACAAUAUACGCUCCGUGGUAUUUGGGUAUGAGUUCAUCAAAAUAUUUUAAUCACCCGACCCUCAAACGGUUGAGAAACAUUGGAUCUGUUUUGCAGACAAAUGAGAUAGAUUAUCAAUCAGCAACUUCAGUUUCCUCUUUGCAUUCGACAGCCGCAGGGAAACUUUGUAGGAAGAGGAGAAAACAUAUUGAAGUCAAAGAAGAAAAUGAAUGCGCAAAUAAUGGCCAGUCUAUGUUUGACAGUGAGGGCUGGAAGCCGGCCGUGUGGAGAGAGCAGCUCUCCAACAUCAGCACCAUGAGGCAACAGAGGGAUGCCCCAGUGGACACCAUGGGGUGCGAUGUUAUCAGUGAUGUCACUGCUGCCCCCGAGGUAUACCGUUACCAAGUGCUGGUGUCGCUUAUGUUGUCAAGCCAGACCAAGGACCAGGUGACGUCUGCCGCCAUGGCCAGGCUCAGGCAACAUGGCUGCAACAUUGACAACAUCCUGGCAACCUCCAACACAAAACUUGGUGAACUCAUAUAUCCUGUUGGGUUCUGGAAGCGGAAAGUUGAAUACAUCAAGAGGACCAGUGAGGUGUUACAGAGCCAAUACAAAGGAGACAUCCCAGACACUGUACAUCAGCUGUGUGAGCUCCCGGGGGUGGGACCCAAAAUGGCCUACCUGGUGAUGAAAUGUGCCUGGAACAGGACUGAAGGUAUAGGGGUAGACACCCAUGUUCAUCGUAUCUCAAACCGGCUGGGUUGGGUUAGGAAGCCCACCAAACAUCCAGAGGAGACCCGCAAGGCACUCGAGGACUGGCUUCCAAGGUCAUACUGGCCAGAUAUUAACCAUCUGCUGGUGGGGUUUGGUCAACAGACGUGCCUGCCUGUCCGGCCUAGAUGUGAAAACUGCCUUAAUGUCAGCAUCUGCCCAGCAGCACAAACCUCAAGGAAUGGGACGAAAAAACAAUGAGCUAACAAGAUUAUUCACUUUUGGAUUCAAAGUCAUUUAUUCUGUUUUCUUCAUUGCUAUAAAAUUUCUAGAAACAGA
Messenger RNA from Dreissena polymorpha, 1340 nucleotides. Its product is annotated as endonuclease III-like protein 1. Gene Ontology annotation, biological process: nucleotide-excision repair; base-excision repair; base-excision repair, AP site formation. Gene Ontology annotation, cellular component: nucleus. The record is from RefSeq and is a predicted model, not a curated record. The transcript has 6 exons. NCBI's taxonomy places the organism in Eukaryota, Metazoa, Mollusca, Bivalvia, Myida, Dreissenidae. Bases 309 to 1262 code for a protein of 317 amino acids. Gene Ontology annotation, molecular function: DNA binding; DNA-(apurinic or apyrimidinic site) endonuclease activity; oxidized pyrimidine nucleobase lesion DNA N-glycosylase activity.